Molecule: messenger RNA, 648 nt
Organism: Cyphellophora attinorum
Lineage: Eukaryota; Fungi; Ascomycota; Eurotiomycetes; Chaetothyriales; Cyphellophoraceae
Product: 40S ribosomal protein S5
Exons: 3
Coding region: 1-648 (215 amino acids)
Biological process (GO): translation; ribosomal small subunit assembly
Cellular component (GO): cytosolic small ribosomal subunit; ribosome
Molecular function (GO): structural constituent of ribosome; mRNA binding; rRNA binding
Source: RefSeq, a predicted model, not a curated record
AUGUCUGACAACGGCGAGGUCGAAGUCGAAGUCCCCUCGAUCGCUUCCAACGUCCUCCCCAAGGAUGUCACCUCCGAGAUUGGCAGCGUCAAGUUGUUCAACAAGUGGAGUUACGAAGAUGUCGAGAUUAGAGAUAUCUCCUUGACCGACUACAUCCAGAUCCGCGCGCCGGUGUACAUCUCACACUCUGCCGGCCGAUAUGCCGCAAAGCGAUUCCGCAAGGCUCAAUGCCCGAUCAUCGAGCGCCUCACCAACUCCCUCAUGAUGAACGGUCGCAACAACGGCAAGAAGCUCAUGGCUAUCCGAAUCGUUGCUCACUCGUUCGAGAUCGUCCACAUCAUGACAGACCAGAACCCCAUCCAGAUCGCCGUUGAUGCCAUCGUCAACUGCGGUCCCCGCGAAGACAGCACACGUAUCGGUUCCGCCGGAACAGUCCGAAGACAAGCCGUCGAUGUCUCCCCUCUCCGCCGCGUCAACCAGGCCAUUGCUCUCAUCACAAUCGGUGCCCGCGAAGCAUCGUUCCGAAAUGUCAAGUCGAUUGCUGAGUGUCUCGCUGAAGAGCUGAUCAAUGCUGCCAAGGGUAGCAGUAACUCGUAUGCCAUCAAGAAGAAGGACGAGUUGGAGCGUGUAGCCAAGUCUAACCGGUAG